AGGCUGAAGCAGCGCGGUCUGCGGCGACUUUGUCGGUAGUCAGGCGGGAGCUGCUCGCGGUGACUGUAGCUGUCAUGUCUGGCCGUGGUAAGCAAGGUGGUAAAGCUCGCGCUAAGGCCAAGUCGCGCUCGUCCCGCGCUGGCCUUCAGUUCCCGGUGGGGCGAGUGCACCGCUUGCUGCGCAAAGGCAACUACGCCGAGCGGGUUGGGGCCGGCGCGCCCGUCUAUAUGGCGGCGGUCCUGGAGUACCUGACGGCGGAAAUCUUGGAGUUGGCGGGUAACGCGGCCCGGGACAACAAGAAGACGCGCAUCAUCCCCCGUCACCUGCAGCUGGCCAUCCGCAACGAUGAGGAGCUGAACAAGCUAUUGGGCAAAGUCACCAUCGCCCAGGGCGGCGUCUUACCUAACAUCCAGGCCGUCUUGCUCCCUAAGAAGACUGAGAGUCACCACAAGGCAAAGGGCAAGUGAGGCCUGCGUCUCGGAUAGGCGUAGCCGUGAAAUCAAAGGCUCUUUUCAGAGCCACCCCCCUCUUUCAAAUAAAGAGCUGUUACAACG
Messenger RNA from Nycticebus coucang (slow loris), 554 nucleotides. Its product is annotated as histone H2A type 2-A. The transcript has a single exon. Gene Ontology annotation, molecular function: protein heterodimerization activity; structural constituent of chromatin; DNA binding. NCBI's taxonomy places the organism in Eukaryota, Metazoa, Chordata, Mammalia, Primates, Lorisidae. The coding region runs from base 75 to 467 and encodes 130 amino acids. Gene Ontology annotation, cellular component: nucleosome. The record is from RefSeq and is a predicted model, not a curated record.